Molecule: messenger RNA, 1973 nt
Organism: Hordeum vulgare subsp. vulgare (domesticated barley)
Lineage: Eukaryota; Viridiplantae; Streptophyta; Magnoliopsida; Poales; Poaceae
Product: pyrophosphate--fructose 6-phosphate 1-phosphotransferase subunit beta-like
Exons: 16
Coding region: 116-1798 (560 amino acids)
Biological process (GO): glycolytic process; photosynthesis; fructose 6-phosphate metabolic process
Cellular component (GO): cytosol
Molecular function (GO): diphosphate-fructose-6-phosphate 1-phosphotransferase activity; ATP binding; 6-phosphofructokinase activity
Source: RefSeq, a predicted model, not a curated record
CAUCAUAAAACCCCGCGGCGACACACCCCACCCAACUGACCGCUCCCUCCGCCCACAGCAUAUUCCUCCAAAUCUCGCCACCAGCGCCACCUCACCGGCAACCGCAUCGCAUCGCAUGGCGGCCGCGGCGGUGGCCUCCAACGGGGGCGCGGCGCCCGUGCCCGGGCGCCUCGCGUCCGUGUACAGCGAGGUGCAGACGAGCCGCAUCGCGCACAUGCUGCCCCUCCCCUCCGUCCUCCGCUCCCACUUCACCCUCGCCGACGGGCCCGCCAGCACCGCAGCGGGGAGCCCCGAUGAGAUCGCCAAGCUGUUCCCCUGCCUCUACGGCCAGCCGUCGGCCUCCGUCGUGCCGACCGCCGAGCCGGUCGCGUCGAAGCCGCUCAAGAUCGGCGUCGUGCUCUCGGGCGGCCAGGCGCCGGGCGGGCACAAUGUGAUCUGCGGCAUCUUUGAUUACCUGCAGGAGCGUGCCAAAGGCAGCACCAUGUAUGGAUUCAAGGGAGGCCCAGCUGGUGUCAUGAAGGGCAAGUACGUCGAGCUGACUGCUGAUUUCGUGUACCCCUACAGAAACCAGGGUGGAUUCGAUAUGAUCUGCAGUGGAAGGGACAAGAUUGAAACACCAGAGCAGUUCAAGCAAGCUGAAGACACAGUCAACAGACUUGAUUUGGAUGGACUUGUUGUCAUUGGUGGUGAUGAUUCAAACACUAAUGCAUGCCUCCUUGGUGAAUACUUCAGGGGAAGGAACUUGAAGACUCGUGUUAUUGGUUGCCCAAAGACUAUUGAUGGAGAUCUGAAAUGCAAGGAGGUCCCAACAAGCUUUGGAUUUGACACUGCUUGCAAGAUAUACUCCGAAAUGAUUGGCAAUGUCAUGACUGAUGCACGGUCAACAGGCAAAUACUACCACUUUGUGAGGCUUAUGGGUCGUGCUGCUUCUCACAUUACACUAGAGUGUGCUCUACAGACACACCCUAAUGUUGCACUCAUCGGUGAAGAGGUUGCUGAGAAGAAGGAAACACUCAAGAAUGUCACAGACUACAUUACCGAUGUUGUUUGCAAACGUGCAGAACUUGGUUACAACUAUGGAGUUGUCCUAAUACCAGAGGGCCUGAUUGAUUUCAUCCCAGAGAUUCAAAAACUCAUUGCGGAAUUGAAUGAAAUUUUGGCGCAUGACGUUGUUGACGAGGCAGGGGCUUGGAAAAGCAAGCUUGAACCAGCAUCUAGGCAGUUGUUUGACUUCCUGCCCAAAACCAUUCAGGAGCAGCUUUUGCUUGAAAGAGAUCCACAUGGCAAUGUUCAGGUUGCGAAAAUUGAAACUGAGAAAAUGCUUAUUGCCAUGGUUGAAACUGAAUUGGAGAAGAGAAGAGCGGCGGGGAAGUACUCUGCACAUUUCAGAGGCCAGUCUCACUUCUUUGGAUAUGAAGGAAGGUGCGGCCUCCCUACCAAUUUUGAUUCCAGCUAUUGCUAUGCAUUAGGCUAUGGUGCUGGUGCUCUUCUCCAGUUUGGCAAGACAGGACUUAUCUCGUCGGUUGGUAACCUGGCUGCUCCUGUGGAACAAUGGACUGUUGGAGGAACUGCACUGACUGCGUUGAUGGAUGUUGAGAGGAGGCAUGGCAAGUUCAAGCCAGUGAUCAAGAAGGCUAUGGUUGAGCUUGAUGCUGCGCCAUUUAAGAAGUUUGCCUCGAUGCGGGAUGAAUGGGCCAUCAAGAACCGAUACAUCAGCCCCGGUCCCAUCCAGUUCAGCGGCCCUGGAAGCGACGCCUCGAACCACACCUUGAUGUUGGAGCUCGGCGCCGAGAUAUAGAGAGCGGAUGUAGAGUGCAUCUCUUUGAAAUUUUCUUCUUGUUCCUUGCAGUUUUGAGAGUGGAGAACAAACCUCCCAGAGCGGAGCGACAGUCUCCGCAUUGUGGAAUGUUUAAUAAGAUGUUGAGUUGGAGUGGGUUAAGUGGACGUCGUAAUAACUGAUUCUAGCUUUUCUA